UGACAAGCGGGGCGGGCAGCCAAUCGCGGCCGGCCGGGCAUGGCGGCGCCCGUGCGGUGAGGCGAUGUCGGGGCGCGGAGUGUGGCUGCGGGCGCGGGCGCGGCUGCGGCGCUUCCCGGCGGCGCUGGCGGCCUGCGGGGACCAGGCCGCGGCCUACGGGCGGUGCGUGGCGGCGGCGGCGGCGGGGCCGGCGGAGCUGCGGCGGGACGCGUGCCUGGCGGAGUUCCAGGCGCUGCGGGAGUGCUUCGCCCGGGCGGUACGGCCCCGUCCCAGGCCCCGUGCCAGAUCCGCUCCCGCUGCCGGCGGAGGGAAGCGGCCUCGGCCCGUCCUGACCGCGGCUCUUUGCAGGCAAAGGCGACGCCGAAGUGACCCCGGGGCCGCCCCCGGCUGGAGGUGCUCGUGGGAGGAAAACCCUCAAACCACCGAUUUGUUCUCAAAUGACGGAACCCGGUCCCGGUGCUGCCCACCCGCUCCCCGGCCCGGAGGAGGUGCAGCCUCGUGAAGGUCACAGGUCUAUUUUUAUUUAUUAAAACAAGAAUUCAGAUCA
This is a messenger RNA of Taeniopygia guttata (zebra finch), 547 nucleotides long. NCBI's taxonomy places the organism in Eukaryota, Metazoa, Chordata, Aves, Passeriformes, Estrildidae. The record is from RefSeq and is a predicted model, not a curated record.